Anopheles coustani is the source of this 1535-nucleotide messenger RNA. RefSeq lists its product as uncharacterized. The transcript is spliced from 5 exons. The coding region runs from base 10 to 543 and encodes 177 amino acids. NCBI's taxonomy places the organism in Eukaryota, Metazoa, Arthropoda, Insecta, Diptera, Culicidae. The record is from RefSeq and is a predicted model, not a curated record.
UGCCAGCCAAUGAAGUCUACCAUCCUGUAUCCGUACGGUCCGCUGCGAGCUAAUGGCUGUUGCCGGAUGCUGCACGCCAAGCAUUUGGCGCUUACCAGCGCCAUCUACACCCUGAACAUCUCCAUCCUGGUUGUGCUGCUCUACUCGUGGCGGAUAAGCGUGAACGUGAAAAAGUACAGCGACCUGGAGGAUGUCUACUAUGGUGUUCAAAUAGCCUACUUUGCUAUCAUCGGAACGCAAUGCUCGAUGAUACUGCUCAGCGUAGUGCUUAUUUUCGGAAUCUAUCGGGAAAACAUCGGCCUGGUAGUGCCCUGGAUAAUCGGAUUUAUCACCUUCAUGGCGCUGGAGGCGGUGGCGAUGGUGUACUCGAACGUCCUGCGGGAUCACGUGAACCGCCAGUUCGACUCGCUCUGCAAGGCGGAGGUGGCGUUCUUUGUGUCACGCGCAAUCAUCAAUAUACUGGCGAUGUGGGCCGUGACACGCUUCUACAAUCUGCUGCGCGCGGGCGUCACCUGGAAGGGCCCGGAGCUGAUCGAGCUAUGACACAACUCGAACGAGACGGAGAAGACACUCGCCUCGUUCCGCGAUGAGACGCACUUGAUCGUGCGCAUCCCGGGGCCGGACGCGGACCUGCUGGACGUGAGCCGCGGAUUCACUCGGGGCCGUCGGCGACCCGAAGACGCCGACCAGGGGCACGUCAACGGAGGCGACGGCGAGGUGGACGACGAGGAAGAGGAGGACGACGCCGACGGGGUGACGACGGACACGGACGACAAUAUGAUCGGUGGCCGGCAGCCGGAUGCGAAGAGUGCGGGCAGCGGCAGCGACGAGGACGACUCGCUGCUGGUUGCGUACGAUAGCAACUCGAUUGCGUCCGUUUGACAAUACGGUCGGCUCCUGCGGUACGCCUCCGGCGAGUUGCAGCGGCAGGCGGACAGUGCCGUGUUGUUGUUCUUGAUCAUCUUUUGUAUCGAAGUUUACGCGCAGAUUUUAAUAUUUUUCUAAGCGCAUCUUUUUGGGACGGGGGUUAACGCCGUGGAAAUAAAUACCAAAGACAACCCUGCCGUAUAAGCUUGCAUUGAGUAGUGGGAAGAUAUUUAUUUAUACAUCAACGCUUGAGAAAGGGAAGGAAGGACACUUUCUUCAUAUUAAGCAAAACCAUUCGUUUAUCAUCAACGCCGGGGGCGAUUGUUACGAAGGCGACAAAGGAGACUACUCGUAUAGCAGGACGAUAAAGUAGGGUUACUAGACGUUACGAUGUUGAAAGAAAUAUUUGAAGAAGAAAAAAACAUAGAUUAUCAAAGUAGGGCAGCAAGCAAAUCCAAACGGAUGUAAGUUGUACAUAAAGAUGAAAUAAAUUUAGGAAGGCGUUGUGACGGCAGUGUUAUUGACGGUAUUGACGUAUACAAACAAGUGAGGAUCAAAUGAAAUGAAAUAUAACUGAAAAAAAUACGUGUAGCUGAAACCAAAAGAAGAAAAAACAACCAACUGGAAUACACAAUAAAUGGGCUGCUGCGCAGCAUAAACAAUUAACA